AUCUAACUGCUAAUUAUGAGUGACUCACUGAGAUCACUGUCAACGAACCAAUCAAUCGAGGGACAGAUCAGCAAAAAGAAAAAAGUUUAGUCAACUUCUUCAAAGACUAAUCGUCCUUAGAAUAUUAGUUAUAAUGAACUCAUAGAUUUAUUGCACCCAAAUCAUCUAUUCAUUAAUAUUAGUUUGGAAGAAAAGUUCAAUGCAAUUGAAAUGUACCAAUAAUCCAUUUAAAAUAGCCUUGAAUCCACCUAUUUCCCAAACUUCAAAUUCGUAGUUGAUGAAAACCUAGAAGACACAGAAGUCAAAUGGAAGCGCUUGCCUUCAUUUAUUAAAUUGACUACCUGAAAUAGGUAUUAUCUUGUAGUUUUCAUAUAUAAGAAUAAUCAUUUUAAAU
Paramecium octaurelia is the source of this 394-nucleotide messenger RNA. The record is from the annotation of a GenBank genome assembly. NCBI's taxonomy places the organism in Eukaryota, Ciliophora, Oligohymenophorea, Peniculida, Parameciidae.